AUGUCCGUCGCCCACGCAGUCGCCGACCUGGUCGCCCACGCGUUCUCCUACGCAGAGCCCGUCGAACACGCCGAUCCAGUCGCCCACGCCCUUCGUCAGCCGAGCGGCCGCCACAUCGCCCCCCGCGCCGUCGCGGUCGCCGACGCAGUCAUCCACGCCACCCACGCCCUCGGCGUCGCCUACCUUCUCCCCGUCGGCGUCGGUGUCGACCUCCGCCACCGUCGCGCCCACCCGGACGCCCACCUCGUCGCCCACCCCAUCGUCCUCGCCCCCGGCUUCGCCCAGCAGCUCGCCCACCAACUCGCCCACACCCUCCACCACGAGCUCCAACUCGCCCACCAACUCGCCCACGCGCUCGGCGACGCCCACCACAUCGACCACACCGACGCCGUCGCCCUCGCGUACCACCACGCCAUCACCCACCAGUUGCCCACGCGCUCGCCGUCGAACACACGCACGCCGACGCCGACCAUCUCGUUCACGCCCUCGGUCACGCCGACUAGCUUGUUCACGCCGUCGUCCACGCCGUCGGUGUCGCCGCCCAACUCGCGCACACCCUCGAACUCGCCGCCGGUUUCUGGCACGCCGACCAACUCGCGCACGCCCUCGCCGACCAUCUCCGGCUCGCGCUCGCCGACACCCACGAUCUCGAUCACGCUCUCGAUCACGCCUACAAUCUCGGUCACGCCGUCGAUCACACCGACCAUCUCGGUCACGCCCUCCAACACGCGCUCGCCCUCGCCCACCAUCUCCGGCUCGCGCUCGCCGACGCCCACCAUCUCGGUCACGCCGUCAAUCACGCCGACCAUCUCGGUCACGCCCUCCAACACGCGCACGCCGACGCCCACCAUAUCGGUCACGCCUUCGACCACGCCCACCAACUCGCGCACGCCCUCGCCCAGCGCCACCAGCUCGCCGUCCAACUCAGUCUCGCGCGACGCCCAGCCGCUCGGUAUAACCCUCCACUACCGCCUCGAGGGUCGACCUCUUCACCACGAAGCCCUUCGUCUCGGUCGAGGUGCUGCCCAGCGCCAGCGCCAGCCCCGCGGCCGCGACACCCUCGACCACGCCGACCCUGGGUCUACUUCGCCGACGCCCUCGCCGACGGCCUCUACCACGCCCACAUCGUCGGUCCCCGCCGGCGCCACGUCGCCCACGGGCCUGUCUACACCGACCGUGGCCACGCCCACGCCCACGCCCGGAACUGGUGCCGAGGCGUCGAUCGGCUUCGCGACUGUGUCGCCGACGCGUACGACCAGCCCCAGCUCGUCGCCUAGCGGCUCGGCCCAAUUGGUGGUGGCCUCCCCCAGCCGAAGCGACUUCACGGUCCUGCCCUUCGUCACCUUCGUCGCGGGCGCCUCGCCCUCGCCCUCCACCACCUCGGUCGCGGCGCCCACGCUCUCACCGUCGCCCACCGGCACCCCCGCGCCGGCCUCCCCCACGCCUUCGACCACCGCGGCCUCCCCCACGCCCUCCGGAUCACGGUCGUCUACGCCGUCGGUCUUGCUGUCGCCCAGCACCAGCCCGAGCAGCGCCCAGGGCAGCUCCAGCGGAGACCUGUCGGCUUCGCCGUCGCCGAUCAACCGCGGCGGCACAUUCACGACGUUGCCCUUCGUCAUUAUCCUGGCCUCGCCCACGACUGAGACCAAGCGUGAGGCCUUGACCGCUGAUGAGCCGCAGCGCGUCGGCCGCUCCCUUUCUUCCUUAUAA
This is a messenger RNA of Acanthamoeba castellanii str. Neff, 1710 nucleotides long. RefSeq lists its product as uncharacterized. The transcript has 4 exons. Lineage: Eukaryota; Discosea; Longamoebia; Acanthamoebidae. Bases 1 to 1710 code for a protein of 569 amino acids. The record is from RefSeq and is a predicted model, not a curated record.